Messenger RNA from Chondrus crispus (carragheen), 291 nucleotides. RefSeq lists its product as hypothetical. Bases 1 to 291 code for a protein of 96 amino acids. The record is from RefSeq and is a predicted model, not a curated record. Lineage: Eukaryota; Rhodophyta; Florideophyceae; Gigartinales; Gigartinaceae. The transcript has a single exon.
AUGUGCAUGGUCGAGGUGUGGUAUGCGGAUAAUAUACGGAGGGCGAGAGUUAGCGAGGACGUGGAAAAAGUAGGGAGGUCACAUGGGGGAUUCGGUGCCGGCCUUCUGCGACUGGACGUAGUUGCAGUUGCGGAUGAAGCAAGCGUUGUUCCGCGCGUAGAUGAGGGCCUUGUCCUUGAUAUCGUCAUAGUCAAAAAGGUCAUACCGGACCUGAAAGCCAUCAAGCAUGGCAUCAACGUUUUCAUCGUACCUCUGGCGACUGUCGAAAAAGUAAUCAUGGGCAUCAUAUAG